UCGCGCUGCGCUUUGCGCAUGGGCACUGCGCAAUACAGCUCAGGCUGAGGAGGUAUCGCUUUUGACUGAUUUGGGGGGGGAUCCAAGUCGGGAAAUCACCCCAAACAGACGUGCAGGAAUCAUGGGGAGUGUGUUCCUGCUGGCGGACGUGGCCCACUCGGUGCUGCGCCGGCUACGCAGGGCCAACUCCCUGCUGGAGGAGAUGAAGCAGGGCAGCAUUCAGAGGGAGUGUCGUGAAGAAAUCUGCACCUAUGAGGAAGCCCGCGAAGCCUUUGAGAAUGAUGAGAAGACGAAGCGUUUUUGGGAAGAAUACAUACAGGAGACCAGUCCGUCAGGCGGUCUGGAGUCUGUAGUGGGUGGAGUCCAUUCCCUCUACUUAAUUGUGCCACUGGUAUUGAUUGUGGUGCUGAUUGCCGCAGUCGCCAUCGCUGUGUGGUGGUGUCACUCCUGUAAGCGCUCCCAGCACAGCCCCAGCCUGGGACGUUCACAUCACGACCACGUAUUGUCCGUCGUCUCCAUGGACCACUGGGGGAAUUACCAUCACGGUGACCAAUCAGAACUCAGUGCCCACAGCAGCCCAGCUUACCCUGGGUCUGAGCUCACUUUAGGCAGAGGAAGCGCAGGAGAACCGCCGCCGCCUUACGAGGAGGCUGUGGGUCACACAGAUGUGCAGAUAGAGACGGAGCCUCCGCCACAGUAUGAGGACAUAAUCACCACCAGCACUACAAACGUGAACAGCCACAGUAAAUAAAGGAUGAACGUUUCUCACUCCCACCCCAACAAACAUCUCCUGGGAAGGUCUCCUCAUUUCAGACAACCACCAGCCUCAUGUUUCCUGAUUCCUUAACAGACUCAAGUUGUCUGCUGGAGCCAGUGCUGGUUGAAAUUUGCACUAAACUUUCUGAGUGAUGUGACAUGACAGCAUUAAGGAGUUAUUGGUAUUACAGUACCAAAACCAAACCUCUGUGUUCGCUCACAGAGCAUUAACACUAUCACACUCCAGCAAGUGGGGAUGCUUAAGAAACAUUGCAUGUAGGG
Thalassophryne amazonica is the source of this 1038-nucleotide messenger RNA. It is a transcript of the gene prrg1, whose product is annotated as proline rich Gla (G-carboxyglutamic acid) 1. The transcript has 4 exons. The record is from RefSeq and is a predicted model, not a curated record. Gene Ontology annotation, cellular component: extracellular region. The coding region runs from base 122 to 751 and encodes 209 amino acids. NCBI's taxonomy places the organism in Eukaryota, Metazoa, Chordata, Actinopteri, Batrachoidiformes, Batrachoididae. Gene Ontology annotation, molecular function: calcium ion binding.